AAAAGAAGAGAGAUACAGAUAGAGUGAGAACAGGACUGACUGAUCCUUUCUUUUCGUUCAUUUUCUUUCAAGGAUUUUACCUGUAAUGGCUACUCGAAGGAUCACAUCACUAUUGUCUCGCUCAUUUUUGGCUAAUUCUUCAAUACGUUCAUCAGCAGGCAACAAUUCAAGGUGGGAAAGAAGCAUUUCAAGGUUUAGCACUAGUGCUGCUACUGAAGAGCCCAUCACUCCAAAUGUUGAAAUAAAACAUACAAAGCUUUUGAUCAAUGGACAAUUUGUCGAUUCUGCAUCUGGAAAAACUUUCCCAACCUUGGAUCCAAGAACAGGAGAAGUUAUCGCAAAUGUUUCUGAAGCUUCGGUCGAGGAUUUGGACCGUGCAGUUGCAGCUGCUCGUAAAGCUUUUGAUGAGGGACCAUGGCCAAAAAUGACAGCAUAUGAACGAUCGAAGAUACUGUACCGUUUUGCCGAUUUGAUCGAGAAGUGUAAUGAUGAAAUUGCAACGCUCGAGACGUGGGACAACGGAAAGCCUUUCGAACAAGCUGCACAAAUCGAAGUACCAAUGGUGGCACGUUUAUUUCGGUACUAUGCUGGUUGGGCUGAUAAGAUUCAUGGUCUAACCGUUCCUGCCGAUGGAGCAUAUCAUGUUCAAACCCUUCACGAGCCAAUAGGUGUUUGCGGGCAGAUUAUUCCAUGGAACUUUCCCCUUCUUAUGUAUGCUUGGAAGAUUGGACCUGCCUUAGCAACAGGAAAUGCUGUUGUCAUGAAACCCGCAGAAUUGACACCCUUAUCAGCUCUCUAUGUUUCAAACCUUCUCCAUGAAGCUGGGCUUCCUCCUGGUGUUGUAAAUAUCAUCACAGGAUUUGGAGCAACCGUUGGUGCAGGUCUUGCCAGUCACAUGGACGUCGACAAGGUUGCAUUCACUGGAUCGACUGCCACUGGGCAGACAAUACUUGAAUUGUCAGCAAAAAGCAAGCUACUUUGGAGCUCGGAGGAAAAUCUCCAUUUAUUGUACUGUUAA
This is a messenger RNA of Papaver somniferum (opium poppy), 1018 nucleotides long. Its product is annotated as aldehyde dehydrogenase family 2 member B7, mitochondrial-like. Lineage: Eukaryota; Viridiplantae; Streptophyta; Magnoliopsida; Ranunculales; Papaveraceae. The coding region runs from base 86 to 1018 and encodes 310 amino acids. The record is from RefSeq and is a predicted model, not a curated record. Gene Ontology annotation, molecular function: aldehyde dehydrogenase (NAD+) activity. The transcript has 8 exons.